Messenger RNA from Alligator sinensis (Chinese alligator), 1470 nucleotides. RefSeq names its product BRCA1/BRCA2-containing complex subunit 3 (gene BRCC3). NCBI's taxonomy places the organism in Eukaryota, Metazoa, Chordata, Crocodylia, Alligatoridae. Gene Ontology annotation, biological process: double-strand break repair. The transcript has 8 exons. Gene Ontology annotation, molecular function: cysteine-type deubiquitinase activity; polyubiquitin modification-dependent protein binding; metallopeptidase activity. The record is from RefSeq and is a predicted model, not a curated record. Bases 5 to 790 code for a protein of 261 amino acids. Gene Ontology annotation, cellular component: BRISC complex; BRCA1-A complex.
CGGGAUGGCGGUGCAGGCGGUGCACCUGGAGGCGGACGCCUUCCUUGUCUGCCUCAACCACGCGCUCAGCACGGAGAAGGAGGAGGUCAUGGGGCUCUGCAUCGGCGAGGUUGACACCAGCAGGAUUGUUCAUAUUCAUUCUGUGAUCAUCCUGCGCCGUUCUGAUAAGAGGAAGGACCGAGUAGAAAUUUCUCCAGAGCAGCUCUCGGCUGCUUCUACAGAAGCAGAGAGGCUGGCUGAGAUGACGGGACGUCCCAUGAGGGUCGUGGGCUGGUAUCAUUCUCAUCCGCACAUUACUGUUUGGCCGUCUCACGUGGACGUUCGCACUCAAGCCAUGUAUCAGAUGAUGGAUCAGGGCUUUGUUGGGCUUAUCUUCUCUUGCUUCAUUGAAGACAAAAACACAAAGACAGGGAGGAUUCUCUACACCUGUUUCCAAUCAAUUCAGGCCCAGAAGAGCUCAGAGUACGAGAGAAUUGAAAUUCCUGUUCAUGUGGUCCCCCAUGAAACCAUUGGGAAAGUGUGCCUGGAAUCAGCUGUGGAGCUGCCCAAGAUCUUGUGCCAGGAGGAGCAAGAUGCAUACAGGAGAAUUCACAGCCUCACCCAUCUGGACUCUGUAACCAAGAUUCACAAUGGCUCAGUGUUCACCAAGAAUCUCUGCAGUCAAAUGUCUGCCAUAAGCGGCCCCCUCCUGCAGUGGCUGGAGGACAGACUGGAGCAGAACAAACAGCGGGUGCAGGAGCUGCAGAGAGAGAAAGAGGAGCUAAUGGAAGAGCUAGCUGCAUUGGAUUGAAGGGGGGAACCCUGGACCUCUUGAAGAGGUUAUAAAACUGGACACAAGAUACUUGCAGGUGAAGGAUAAGCCCAUCUUGCCUUACUAUGAAGAUACUAGUUGUACCUCUUGUCUUGCAUCAUGCAACAGCUCAGAAAAGACUUCAGCAAGAUGAUUAAGGGCUCACACCUGUCCCAGACAGACAGAAAGCAUCAUUAUCAGCUUGCCAUGUGUUCUGUGGAGCAGCCCAACCCCAAACUGACUGAGGAAUGGGGCAGUACACUCUCAAGAGACCACAGAGAGAGGGAUGCCUAGUGAACUUGUUCUCUCUUCCCCUCAUCCUUAUUAAACACAGAAAUCUCUUCCCUUUACUUCUGUUGCUGGGCCUUUUAACUGAAGGUGUGGACAUGUGUACCAGGGCAGUCCUAUCCUGGUCAUCACUUGUGUUGUGACAAAUAAUUUGACUGUAACCAGCAACUUGAUUUAAGGUAGGGAGGAUACUGGGCCGUGGACACUUCCAACUCCGCCUUCCUUAGAUGGCCUCAGUUGUAAGGAAUUUCAUCUGGCAAUUCACAAAGCCAUUAAAUUGCCUGUGGAGUCAGGUGUGGGGGAAGAAGGGUGGGGAGGAGCCAUAGUGACCUGGGACAAGGUUUGUGCCUCAUGUACUUCAAACCAAAUAAAGAAAUGCACAGUGAGAGCAG